Messenger RNA from Sapajus apella (tufted capuchin), 1714 nucleotides. Its product is annotated as myeloid differentiation primary response protein MyD88. The transcript is spliced from 5 exons. Gene Ontology annotation, biological process: Toll signaling pathway; MyD88-dependent toll-like receptor signaling pathway; innate immune response. Gene Ontology annotation, cellular component: plasma membrane. Lineage: Eukaryota; Metazoa; Chordata; Mammalia; Primates; Cebidae. The record is from RefSeq and is a predicted model, not a curated record. Bases 146 to 1261 code for a protein of 371 amino acids. Gene Ontology annotation, molecular function: Toll-like receptor binding; TIR domain binding.
GGAAGAAUUGUGACUCCAGAUCCCAAAUAGCAAGUCCCGUCUCCUACAACCCCCGAAAGGCCGACCUCACUCCGCCGCCCACCUACUACCAGCACCACCAGACCUCGAGGCGGCGCCGCGGACCUCUCCGGCUCUCAAAAGGCAGAUGCCGACUUCCCAACCUCCCCCUGCCUCCCCGCCCCCCCGAGACCGCCAGGGUGGAGGUGGACGCCCCCGCCUCCGCAUUUCUGCGCGGGGCUCCAGAUUGCAGGGCAGGGCGGCGCUUCUCGGAAAGCGAAAGCCCGCGGGGCGGGGCGGGAGCCGUAGGAGAAAGAGGAAGCGCUGGCAGACAACGCGACCCGUCCGCGCCGAGGCUCCAGGACAGCCCGCCAUGGCUGCAGAAGGUCCCCGCGCGGAGUCUGUGGCCCCCGUCUUCUCCACAUCCUCCCUGCCCCUGGCUGCUCUCAACAUGCGAGUGCGGCGCCGCCUGUCGCUGUUCUUGAACGUGCGGACGCAGGUGGCGGCCGACUGGACGGUGCUGGCAGAGGAGAUGGAUUUUGAGUACUUGGAGAUCCGGCAGCUGGAGUCGCACGCCGACCCCACGGGCAGGCUGCUGGACGCCUGGCAGGGACGCCCCGGUGCCUCGGUAGGCCGGCUGCUGGAGCUGCUCACCAAGCUGGGCCGCGACGACGUGCUGCUGGAGCUGGGACCCAGCAUUGAGGAGGAUUGCCAAAAGUAUAUCUUGAAGCAGCAGCAGGAGGAGGCUGAGAAGCCCUUACAGGUGGCCUCUGUCGACAGCAGUGUCCCACGGACAACAGAGCUGGCGGGCAUCACCACACUUGACGACCCCCUGGGGCAAAUGCCAGAGCGUUUCGAUGCCUUCAUCUGCUAUUGCCCCAGCGACAUCCAGUUUGUGCAGGAGAUGAUCCGGCAACUGGAACAGACAAACUAUCGACUGAAGUUAUGUGUGUCUGACCGCGAUGUCCUGCCUGGCACCUGUGUCUGGUCUAUUGCUAGUGAGCUCAUCGAGAAGAGGUGCCGCCGGAUGGUGGUGGUUGUCUCUGAUGAUUACCUGCAGAGCAAGGAAUGUGACUUCCAGACCAAAUUUGCACUCAGCCUCUCUCCAGGUGCCCACCAGAAGCGACUGAUCCCCAUCAAGUACAAGGCAAUGAACAAGGAGUUCCCCAGCAUCCUGAGGUUCAUCACUGUCUGUGACUAUACCAAUCCCUGCACCAAAUCUUGGUUCUGGACUCGCCUUGCCAAGGCCCUAUCCCUGCCCUGAUGACUGCUCUGGGACUCUGGGUGUGUGUGUAUCUGUCUGCCUGUCCAUGCACUUCUGCCCUGCCUCCUCGGUUGUAGGAGGAAUCUGUGCUCUACUUGCCUCUCAAUUCCUGGAGAUGCCAACUCCACAGACACAUCUGCUACAGCUGGACAUCAUCUGGACAUCACAUCUUAUGUCCUUCAUGGAACCAGUGGCUGUGAGGGGCUUGUCCACUGGCUGGCUUACCAGCCAGGACGGUAUAGAACAGAACCAGCUGGGACUAGCAGAGCCAGCUCUGAGCUAUUCAUAUACCUUCAGUCUUAGUUUCCCCACCUGAACAGUAGGAUGGGGAGAACAGACAGUAGCUGUGUUUGAAUCCCUGUAGGAAAUGGUGAAGCAUAGCUCUGGAUCUCCUGGGGGUGACCAAUCUUGGCUGAGGGAGAGCUGGCUGCUGCUAGACUACCUGCUGGCCGC